AUGCAUGCCUUACCCAAGAUGAACCUCCUCGUCAGCCUCUUCCUAAGUACUAUCACCUACAUCAUUCAUGUACCGAAGAUCGCCUAUUUAAAUAUACAUGAACUGGUGGGGGGCACAUGGAAAGAAUGGCGCGAAGUUCAACAUCUCCAGGGAUCAGCUCAAGUUACGCUAAGGAACAUUUUCUAUACACUUGGUAUCAAAUACGACCCUAAAUAUCCCGAGUCUGAAAAGUAUGCACGGGAAGCGUGGCUUAUUAUGCAAUCAAUCGGGGGGCUGGUCCGGUCUCCGGAUCUAGAAGCUAGUAAGGUGCGCAUCUAUUGCGAUGAUGAUGCUCGCUGGAUAAAACCGGCUCCCGCCGAAGUGUCUGGAAGGAGGGACAAAAAUGGUCUACUCCCGAAGAACGCUCUCUUUAGCAAGGCUCUGGGAGAUCGAGUUCAAACAGAUCACCAUCUUUAUUUCGACAUCGAGCAAAACCUAGAUGGUAGUCAGCCGUGGCGCUCCGUUAGGGGUACGCCGCCCUGUCGUCAAGGGCGAUUCAGUGUUGAAAAAGAGCUUGGGUAUCUCAGGCUCAUUCGGGAGACCUCUGGUGAUAAAUAUGAGGUAGUAUUAUGCAGGUAUUUGUUCACCACGACCGGAGCUAGCUCAUUCAAGAGACUGAGACACCAGUGGGGCUUGGGCGCGCCUUUGAGUCUUGCUAGGAACGAGGUUCUCUCUCUAUCGUUUAUGACUAGUCUAUUCCUCCUAAGGAUCCUAGUAGAAGGACAGCUAACACGUAGGCGUCCUAACGUACCAAACGAAGAUGGGAAGACAUGGCAAGAUAUAAUAUUACGGCCUCAAGAAACGAGCGCAAACUCUCCACUAAGCUACGCAUACUUCGGCUUGCUUUCUUACCUAGCAGACUUCGGAGUGGAGCUAAGUGAGGAUGAUAACCAGGCUAGAGCCGGUACAUUAGUCGAUGUGAAUAAUCGCUAGAAAGGCUCAUGAGGAUUAUGGCCCGUUAUUAGUAAACUGGGAACUCUCGUGUAAAUAUUACGGUCGCUAGACCUUAGUCUGGUGGUGAUAUCGAGGAUUACAAUGAUGGCACAUAGAUACUCCCAUCUCAGACUACUAGCCGCAAGGGCUGUUCUAUAGUCAUCAUAGGAGGAGGCAUUUCGAUUAUCUGCCUUGUCUCCAUAAUACGAACAGACGCUUUUCACAUCAGCCUUGGAUAGUUUCGCGUUCUGUUUGCCUAUUGCUAUCUAAGUCGAUUGAUUCUUGUUCAUGGACCGCGCUAGCUAUUUCUUUCAAUGCAUCUAAGGAAACUUAUAGCCACAACCCACAUUGUACAACGAGCUUGCAAGGAGCAGAUUGCUGUACUGGAUAUGGGCGCCGUUGAUCGGGUUGUCGCCAAAGUCUUGUGCUUGACUGCAUCC
Messenger RNA from Pseudovirgaria hyperparasitica, 1412 nucleotides. RefSeq lists its product as uncharacterized. Bases 1 to 972 code for a protein of 323 amino acids. The record is from RefSeq and is a predicted model, not a curated record. Lineage: Eukaryota; Fungi; Ascomycota; Dothideomycetes; Acrospermales; Acrospermaceae. The transcript has 4 exons.